Messenger RNA from Triplophysa rosa, 2376 nucleotides. RefSeq names its product galanin receptor 2a. Gene Ontology annotation, cellular component: membrane. Bases 395 to 1483 code for a protein of 362 amino acids. Gene Ontology annotation, molecular function: G protein-coupled receptor activity. NCBI's taxonomy places the organism in Eukaryota, Metazoa, Chordata, Actinopteri, Cypriniformes, Nemacheilidae. Gene Ontology annotation, biological process: G protein-coupled receptor signaling pathway. The transcript is spliced from 2 exons. The record is from RefSeq and is a predicted model, not a curated record.
UACUCAAAUACGUGUCUGUUUCUGCAUUUAAACGGAAUUAUUCGUCAAUUGAUACGAUCAUUUUCUAGGUGUGUUUUAUCUUAUUUUCUAUAAUUGUAAGUGUAAGAGUUUGUGUAUAAGGGUAUGGGUGUUGAGAAUUCCCUUUAGGGAAGGAGGCUGCUGAUGGGAGUGAAGCGUAAGAAUUACCAUAAGAUGUUCACCACAUCCCCCCUCAUCUUCACGUGCACGAAAACCCAACUGGACACGAAAUGCUUUUCUUCUCCUUGUGGUUACUGAGUAAUAUAGUCGUUACGGUAAAAGGACGACGUCAAAGUUCUUUUAUGUGUGUCCAUAUAGAUUUUACGCAGUGCUGAAUAAGCUUUUUGGACAUUUCAGGGGUCUGAAAGUAGCCACGAUGAACACAUCUCAACAGAUUCAUUUCUCCGCCAACUGGAAAGUUGAGUCGAUUAUAAUAUCUGUGAUUUUCUCCAUCAUCUUUUUGGUGGGCACCGUUGGAAACUGCCUCGUGCUCGCCGUUCUCAUUCGUAACGGGCAGAUGAACACAAAGACCACCAAUCUGUUCAUCCUGAAUCUUGGCUUGGCGGACCUCUGCUUCAUCGUGUUCUGCGUGCCUCUCCAAGCUACUAUCUACACCAUGGACGAGUGGGUCUUUGGACCCUUCGUGUGCAAAGCUGUGCACUUUAUCAUCUAUCUGACCAUGUACGCGAGUAUAUUCACGCUGGCAGCUGUGUCCCUGGACAGAUAUCUCGCCAUCCGCUACCCGCUCCGUUCAAGAGAGAUGAGAACACCCCGUAACGCUCUGGCCUCCAUCAGUCUGGUGUGGGCUUUAUCUCUGUUCUUCUCCAGCCCUUAUCUCAGCUACUACCGACAGAUGGAUCUUGAUGGAGCCACCCUUUGCAUUCCAGCCUGGAACAUCCAGCACCGUAGAGCCAUGGACGUUUGCACCUUCAUAUUCGGCUACCUGAUCCCAGUCCUCAUCCUCGGCAUCACCUACGCCCGCACCAUCCGCUACCUGUGGACGUCUGUGGACCCCAUGCAGGACAUGUCGGAAUCCCGCAAGGCCAAGCGCAAGGUGACCAAGAUGAUAAUCAUCGUAGCUGUGCUCUUCUGCAUAUGCUGGCUGCCACACCACCUGGUCAUCUUGUGCAUGUGGUUUGGCUACUUCCCGCUCAACCACACCACCUACGUCCUCCGCAUUCUCUCUCACCUGGUGGCUUACACCAACUCUUGCCUCAACCCCAUUGUGUACGCGCUGGUGUCCAAACACUUCCGGAAAGGCUUCAGGAAAGUGUUCGGCUGUGCGUUCCAUAACCGGGUCGUAAACCGGGUUCACACCAUCCAGCCGGCGCAGACGGUGAGCUUGGUGGAAGCGGCUUCGAGCGAAGGCUCCAAUCAGAGCGAGGGGUCAUCCCGGGGUUGCCUGUGGAGCAAAAGCGGCAGGAAAAUGAUGACAAGCACCUUUAUGACAUUUAAUGUGACAUAACCUUUUGCACUCAGCGUUUAAUAACUCUUUUGUUCCAGAGGCUUUUAAAAGCAUUUGUGACAUGGUUAUGUAAGAAAAGUUGUUAAAUAGAAAGGAAGCAGGGCUUUUGUGUUCUCAUGAGGACAGUGACUGAUGUUUAAAAUGCUCUCUCGCGUCUGUGUUUUCUCAAUGCUGGCAGCUUUCGUCGCGGUGCGGUGGUGGCUGUGUUGUGCGACUGUGCAGACCCUUGUGACACAUGGUUUAGUUUUCCAGAGGUGCAGUCUGGUUUAUUAUCGGCGCACAUUGCUGGCACCAAAUGGUUUUGACGUUGAACAUCCGUAACUAUUUGAUCCAGCAAAUCUCUGAAUUAAUAAACGACUUCUUUAUUAAAUCUCAAUGUAUUUUUAAACCUUGCCUGAGCUCAUUUAGGGAUCUGUUGUGUAGGAAACGGUUUGGUUUAGUUCACAAGCGUUCAUGGACAAACACAAAAAACUGUUGAUUUUGUUUGCACCAUUAAAUACUUACAUUUGUGUCAGUUGAAUGUCAACAUAACGUUUUUACAAUGUUUUCACUGGGAUCUGUAAUCACAACCAAAUCUAUUUUUGCUCAAGUUCAGAAAAAAUGUUUGAAUAACAACCAAUGAAUUAAAGUGAAAGUUCGCCCAAAUUAAAAAUCUGUUAUCAUUUACUCACCCUCUUGUCAUUUCAAACCUGCAUGACUUUUUUCCGUACAACAGAAAAGAAGAUAUCUUGAAGAAUGUUGUAAACCUGCACCCAUUUACUUGCAUUGGUUUUGUGUCCGUACAGCUUUAUUCAAAAUAUCUUCUUUCAUGUUCUGCUGAAGAAAGACAGUCAUACAGCUUUGAAAUGACAAGUGGGUGAGUAAAUAAUAACAUAAUUUUCAUUUUUUUGGUG